AUGGUUCCAGCACCGGCUUCAUCCGCAGAUCAACGAUUGGCGAAUACAGCACGGAUGGAAGGACAUAAUCGCAUCUUACCCAAUUCCUCGCUCCUGGACCACCUCAAACCUCCCGGGGCAGGACUCAGCGAGACACAGCAACGAGUUUAUUUGGCACUGCUUUUUACCAUCAACAACGAUUUCUUCGCAUUCAAGGACAACAGGCACGCCAGCAAUGCCUACCUCCACAUGUUAAUGCACUCAGCAGACGCGGGGCCGUACGAAGAUUUCACGCUGCAAUGUGUCGGGGCGAAGCUGCCGUCCCUACCAAUGCUUCUCGCAAUUUCUCACCAUGUGGCCGAGACAUAUUACGCUCAAGGAAAUGCAACAGGUGGAGCAACCUCGGCGGAAGAAGUCUUUCGAUUCGUGGAAUUGACCAUGAUGACGAGCACAGGCCGUCGGGACGCCGUCCUCAGGGCUCUGUGGUCUUGGGUGACCAGCCCGGACCGAGCAAUUUUGUGUUGUCUACAUACUGAACAGCUCGAGGCCAUGUUGGAGGAGAUCGAAAACUUGCAGAGCCGCAGAAGGGCAAGCCAUGACGAACACACUCCAAUCCGUGACGAUGACGACAACGUCGAUAACGGGCCCCGAUUUCUGCCCUUGUACGCAAACUGA
This is a messenger RNA of Fonsecaea erecta, 654 nucleotides long. RefSeq lists its product as hypothetical. The transcript has a single exon. Bases 1 to 654 code for a protein of 217 amino acids. Lineage: Eukaryota; Fungi; Ascomycota; Eurotiomycetes; Chaetothyriales; Herpotrichiellaceae. The record is from RefSeq and is a predicted model, not a curated record.